Molecule: messenger RNA, 738 nt
Organism: Drosophila mauritiana
Lineage: Eukaryota; Metazoa; Arthropoda; Insecta; Diptera; Drosophilidae
Gene: Obp56c
Exons: 2
Coding region: 1-738 (245 amino acids)
Biological process (GO): sensory perception of smell
Molecular function (GO): odorant binding
Source: RefSeq, a predicted model, not a curated record
AUGUAUUUUCGAGCCAGUUUGAUGGCAUUGCUUUGCCUCACUCUUAGUGAAUUCGUUCCUAAAGCAUGGGUAAUGUUUUUCAUAUUUUAUAUAUCUUUUACCCGAUCGCUUACCGUUUCGCUGAACAUGUCCAUGACCCGAACCAUGGUUCCAGAUCCGCCAAAUGGAACCGAAACCAAGCUCAGCCAGGAGAUGCUUAGGGCUUGUAUGCGUAGGACCGAGAUCUCAAUGUCGCAACUGAAACUAUUUCAUAUGAGCCUGAUGAACAGCGACUACAAUAAUGACAACGAUAUAGCCCCUACGCCAGUUCAAUCCAUUGGCGAUGUGAAUAACCUGGGUGAUCUGGACUUCAAUGGCAAUUCACAGAUGCCCUAUCUCGAUCUGAAGCAUAAUGAGCCGCUGCAGUGCUUUGUGAGCUGUCUGUAUGAGACCCUGGAUGUGGAUAGGUACAAUGUCCUGCUGGAGGAGGCCUUCAAGAAUCAGGUGCAAACAAUCAUACAGCAUGAGAAGGCGGAGAUCAAGGAGUGCAGUGAUCUUCAGGGCAAAACACGAUGCGAGGCAGCCUACAAGCUGCACCUGUGCUACAAUCACCUGAAAACUUUGGAGGCGGAGCAGCGUAUCCGUGAGAUACUGGAGCGGACCGAGGCGGAGAACGAGGGAUUCGGUCCGGAGGGCAGCGACUUUAUCGACGGCAUCCAGCAUUCUGGAGAAGCAAUGACCACCACUAAGUCGGAGUAG